AAACAAUACCACAUUAUCUAAAUAAUGUAAAUAUUUAAAUUUAAAUACCAUUGUAAAGUUAUAAAACCUAGUAAUAAGAUAUAGAAUGGCACCUCAGUUUCAGUUAUUUCACCGUAGAAGGCAGUUGAUAAAAUUAUGGGUUCGCAAAUUCUGGAGCCAAUAAUAACAACCGCAAAUGGUAAGGUGAGGGGUCGACUUCGCGAAGGUAUCUACGGUGAUACCUAUUAUAGUUUCGAUGGCAUACCUUUUGCAAAGCCACCACUUGGCAAAUUACGCUUUAAAUCACCGCAGCCGGUCGACACUUGGCUUGGCGUACGCGACUGUACCAUAUGCCCGCCUAAAUGUAUGCAAAGUAAUCGUUAUAAUGGCGCAAUUGAAGGUGUUGAGGAUUGCUUGUAUUUAAAUGUAUUUGCGAAGAAGUUAUAUUCUACAAAGUCCUUGCCGGUCUUGGUAUAUUUGAUUGGUGGACGUUUUACAACUGGCGGCGCCUCGCGCAAUAUUUGGGGUCCAGAUUACUUAAUGAUGAAAGAUGUAAUACUUAUAAGUAUUGGAUUUCGAUUGGGUGCUUUUGGAUUCCUCAGUUUUCCGGAACCUGAACUUCAAGUUCCUGGUAAUGCGGGUCUCAAAGACAUACUCUUGGCAUUGCAGUGGAUUAAGAGAAAUUGUCAGUACUUUAGUGGCGACCCCGAUAAUAUAACGCUAUUCGGACACAGCUCGGGCAGCGCAGAAGCACAGCUACUUAUGUAUUUGCCGCAAUGUGAAAAUCUCUUUCAUAAAGUCAUACUGAUGUCUGGCAUGCAAAUGCAUUUACACCGUAUUCCCCGACUAGAGUAUCGUUUCGCAAAGCACUUGGGCUAUACGGGUAAAGAGGAUAAUCAGGCUAUACUUGCCUAUCUCAGCGCAUUGCCAGCAGAGCGUCUCUGUAAUCUACAAAUUUGGACGCCAGAAGAGCUGGAACAAAGCAAUUUCUUGGUAUUCUCUCUUACAAUUGAAAAUAAGUAUGCACCAGAUGCUAUACUGACCAAGGACCCACUUGAUAUGUAUGCCAAUAAGCAAGCUUGGUGUAACAGUAUACCGUUGGUGUUAGGUGGCAACUCGUUUGAGUCCCUUAUGCAUUACAAUUAUUUCACUAAGCAACCUAAACUAUAUGAAACUCUCAGAAAACAUCCUGAGUAUUUGCUGUCACACGAAGUGAGAGCGAAAUGUGAUGUGCACGCACAGCAACAGCUAGCAAACAAGCUCAUCCACUUGCAUUUAGGUGCAAAGGAAUUGAAUAUUGAACAAUCGCUUGAUGUCAUGCGUUUGUCGUCAUAUGAUUUUAUGUACCAUCCGAUAUAUCGCUAUCUUCAAGCACGCCUACCUAAUGCCCAGGCACCUACCUAUCUAUAUUGCUUCGAUUUUGACUCACCUUACUUCAACUUGUAUCGUAUAAAGCAUUGUGGACCUGAAGUACGUGGCGUAUCCCAUGUAGAUGAGCUUUCCUAUAUCUUCUUAAUGCCAGACUCAUUUAAGCUACAGCGCAACUCAAAGGAGUUUAAGAUUAUUGAGUGCAUGACAGCUUGGAUUACAGCGUUUGCUCACAAUUCGGAUCCUAAUUGUAAGGAUUUAAGCAGUGUAGUUUGGAAACCACUGACUUUAAAAGGUGCCCACUAUAGUCUUAAUAUUAGCAAUCAAGUGAGCUUUGUGAAAUGGCCAGAGGAGGAGAAGUGCGAAUUAUGGAAUCAAUAUUAUGAGGAGGCAGGCAUAAGAACCUUUUAGUUGACAUUUAGUUUUAUAGUGUGCGUAGUAGUAGCUCCUGUUAGUAGUUUGUUUUAUAAUAAAAUAUAAGCAACUAUUUUAAAAAACUCUA
This is a messenger RNA of Bactrocera oleae (olive fruit fly), 1849 nucleotides long. RefSeq names its product esterase B1. Lineage: Eukaryota; Metazoa; Arthropoda; Insecta; Diptera; Tephritidae. Gene Ontology annotation, molecular function: serine hydrolase activity. The record is from RefSeq and is a predicted model, not a curated record.